AUGCGAUUGUGGUGGAUUUUACUGCUUGGUCUUUGGAGUGCCUGUGGGGAACUGCCAUUCAUAGCGGAGAACAAUGCAGCUAUGUUGGUCAACUGGAGUGCUGUUGAUGGGAACAAAAAGCUGUACGCCAUCUAUGACACAAGCGUCAACGAACCGGGGAACAUGUCUUUUGUCAAAGAGACGGUGGAUAAACUGCUGAAAGGGUACGAUAUUCGUCUCCGGCCAGACUUUGGAGGUCCACCGGUUGCUGUUGGCAUGAGCAUAGACGUGGCCAGUAUAGACAUGGUGUCAGAAGUCAACAUGGACUACACGUUGACUAUGUACUUCCAGCAGUAUUGGAGAGACAAGAGGCUGGCCUACGCAGGGAUCCCCCUCAAUCUGACACUGGACAACAGAGUAGCAGACCAGCUUUGGGUCCCUGACACCUAUUUCCUCAAUGACAAGAAGUCCUUUGUGCACGGAGUCACCGUGAAGAACCGUAUGAUUCGACUCCACCCUGACGGCACCGUUCUCUACGGCCUCAGAAUCACGACGACGGCAGCCUGCAUGAUGGAUCUGAGGAGAUACCCCCUGGAUGAACAGAACUGCACUCUGGAAAUUGAGAGCUACGGUUACACAACAGAUGAUAUAGAGUUCUACUGGAAAGGAGGAGACACUGCAGUGACCGGGGUGACGCGCAUCGAGCUCCCUCAGUUCUCCAUAGUCGACUACAAACUGGUCUCCAGGAAUGUGGUCUUUUCCACAGGUGCCUACCCUCGACUGUCUCUGAGCUUCAAGCUGAAGCGAAACAUCGGAUACUUCAUCCUACAGACGUACAUGCCCUCCAUCCUCAUCACCAUCCUAUCCUGGGUGUCGUUCUGGAUAAAUUAUGAUGCCUCAGCUGCCAGAGUUGCAUUAGGGAUCACCACUGUCCUGACCAUGACAACAAUCAACACCCAUCUGAGAGAGACUCUGCCCAAGAUCCCCUACGUCAAAGCCAUCGACAUGUACCUGAUGGGCUGCUUCGUCUUCGUCUUCCUGGCUCUGCUGGAAUACGCCUUUGUCAACUACAUCUUCUUUGGAAGGGGUCCUCAGAUGCAGAAGAAGCUGGCAGAGAAGGCACAGAAGGCAAAUAAUGACCGGAAUAAAUUCGACAGGCCCAAGGUCGACUCCCAGGGGAACAUUUUGUUGACAACCUUGGAGAUCCACAACGAGGUGGGAGGGAAUGAGAUCACAACCACCGUGAGCGAGACUCACAACUCUUCAUCCACGGUGUUUGACAACUCGGGGGUCCAGUACAGGAAGCCAAGUGGGCUGCGGGAGCCGGGCCGACUAAGCCUAGACAGGGACGCACAUCUAAAGAAGACCCGUCUGCGGAGGCGAUCCUCGCAGCUCAAAAUCAAAAUCCCAGACCUCACCGAUGUGAACGCCAUCGACAGAUGGUCACGGAUAAUAUUCCCCUGCACCUUCUCCCUCUUCAACUUAAUCUACUGGCUUUAUUAUGUCAACUAA
Toxotes jaculatrix (banded archerfish) is the source of this 1491-nucleotide messenger RNA. RefSeq names its product gamma-aminobutyric acid type A receptor subunit beta3 (gene gabrb3). Gene Ontology annotation, cellular component: GABA-A receptor complex; membrane; synapse. The transcript has 10 exons. Gene Ontology annotation, biological process: signal transduction; nervous system process; chemical synaptic transmission. The record is from RefSeq and is a predicted model, not a curated record. Gene Ontology annotation, molecular function: extracellular ligand-gated monoatomic ion channel activity; neurotransmitter receptor activity; GABA-A receptor activity. Lineage: Eukaryota; Metazoa; Chordata; Actinopteri; Toxotidae. The coding region runs from base 1 to 1491 and encodes 496 amino acids.